This is a messenger RNA of Oryza brachyantha (malo sina), 1854 nucleotides long. RefSeq lists its product as uncharacterized. Lineage: Eukaryota; Viridiplantae; Streptophyta; Magnoliopsida; Poales; Poaceae. The record is from RefSeq and is a predicted model, not a curated record. The transcript has a single exon. Bases 1 to 1854 code for a protein of 617 amino acids.
AUGGCUACAACUUACACUAGAUGGAUACACCAUGGAGAACCAUUGGAGGUUGUACCACAUGAAAUUGAUGACCAUGUUGAUGAGCAUACUAGUCUCAAUGAGGAUUUUGACAUGAAUGUGGAUGAGGAAGAUGACCCUGAUGAUGGAAUUCAUGGUAUGGUAGAGGAGUUGUACACAGCUGAAGAAGAAGGUCAAGGGAAAAAGUCUAUGUUUGCAAUUCUAUUAGAAGAGAUGAAGCAAAAACUGUACCCUGGUGGUCCUUGCACAAGGUUUUCUUUUGUGGUGAAGUUACUUCAUAUCUCAUUUUACCGAAUUUCUAAUGUUGCAUUCAUAGUGCUACUGAAGUUGUUGUCAUCAUCAUUCCCAAAUUGCUCUAUUCCUGCAUCAUACGAGGAAGCAAAGAGACUUAUUCGUGCAUUGGGGCUCGGAUACAAUUCAAUCCAUGUGUGCCCGAAUAAUUGUGUUCUAUUUUGGAAGAAUUUAGAAAAAAAUGAUGUUUGUCCAGUUUGUGGUGCAUCAAGAUGGAAAGACAAUGGUGGAAGAAAGAAGAUUCCUGAGAAGAUUUUGCUACAUUUUCUAUUGAUUCCUAGGCUGAAGAGAAUUUUUUCUUCCAAAAGAACGGCAGAAGAGGUGCAAUGGCACAAGUUGAAGAGAAAACCAGUGGAGAAUGAGCUCAGCCAUUCAGCUGAUGGCGAGUCAUGGAAAGACUUUUACAAAAGCUAUGGGUGGUUUGCAGAAGAUGCAAGGAACAUCAGACUUGGCCUUGCUACUGAUGGUUUCAAUCCAUUUGGUAAAAUGAGCUCCUCGUAUAGCAUGUGGCCAGUGUUUCUCAUCCAGUACAAUUUUCCUCCUUGGGAAUGUUUAGAGCAAUCAAACUUUAUCAUGGGCCUGCUUAUUCCUGGUCGAGAAUGCCCAGGAAAGGACAUUGAUGUCUUCUUGGAGCCACUUAUUGAGGAGUUGCUAGAGCUUUGGAAAGGUAUCCCUACUGUUGAUGCACUUACUAAGAAGAAGUUUGAUCUACAUGCUGCUGUAAUAUGGUGCAUUCAUGAUUAUCCUGGUUUGAGCAUAUUGUCAGGUAGAGUCACAAGAGGUUAUUAUGCAUGUGUGCAUUGUGAUAAAAACCCUUGCUCCAAAAGGAUAAGUAAUAAGAUAUGUUACAUUGGCCAUCUGAGUUUCCUUGCUAGGGACCAUCCAUGGAGGAGAAGCAAGGUGUUUGAUGGUAAUGUUGAAAACCGUGAGAAGCCAGAGAAAUUUACGACGGAUGAGUUGAUGGAGCAACUGGAGAGGGUCAAGGAUGUCAGACCAGGAAAGCAUCAUGAAAGCAAAAAAAGAAAGCGGGACGAGGAGGGCCAAUGUUGGAAGCAAAAGUCAUGUUUGUGGGAUUUGAUGUAUUGGUCGAAUUUGAAGCUACGGCAUAAUCUUGAUGUGAUGCACAUUGAGAAAUAUAUAUGUGAGUACAUCCUUGGUACAUUUCUAGGCAUGGCUGGGAAGUCAAAGGACAAUACAAAUUCUAGGCUUGAUUUGGAAGAUAUGGGUAUUAGGAAGCAUUUACACUUGAUUCGUGAUGGAGAUUCAUAUAGUGCUCCUCAUGCCCCUUACACGAUGACUAAAACACAGAAGGUCGAUUUUUGUGAUUUUUUGAAUAGUGUAAAAUUUCCAGAUGGAUAUGCUUCCAACUUAGCAACAUGUGUUACUGGAGAUGGAUGCAACCUCCAAGGACUGAAAACUCAUGAUUGUCAUAUUCUUCCUCAAAGGAUUAUACCUACUGCUGUACGAGGAAUCAUGCCCAAGGACAUAAAUGAAGUACUUGCUGAAUUAGGUAAUUUUUUCAGCAACUAUGUGCAAAAACUUUGA